Raphanus sativus (radish) is the source of this 2574-nucleotide messenger RNA. Its product is annotated as YTH domain-containing protein ECT2. NCBI's taxonomy places the organism in Eukaryota, Viridiplantae, Streptophyta, Magnoliopsida, Brassicales, Brassicaceae. Gene Ontology annotation, biological process: mRNA destabilization. Gene Ontology annotation, cellular component: cytoplasm. The transcript has 9 exons. The coding region runs from base 230 to 2203 and encodes 657 amino acids. The record is from RefSeq and is a predicted model, not a curated record. Gene Ontology annotation, molecular function: mRNA binding.
AGAAAAACCCUUCCCUUCCCUUCCCUUCCCUUCCCCUUCUCUCCUUUUGCCUUGUGGCGGCUGCGGCCAACUUUACCCUUUACCUUACCCCUCUCUCAGUCUCUUAAACCCUAGAUUCGAUCUCCUGAUUCUGUUUAGGGUUUCUAUCCAUCUAUCCAUCCCUUUUGGUCGCAUCCCCCUUAUCCGAGAAGGAUCUCUCUAUCAAACCUUUUUGUUGUCCGAAUCAAUCAUGGCUACCGUUGCUUCACCUGCUGAUCAAUCUGCUGAUAUGUUGCAGAAGCUUUCUUUGGACUCACAAGCCAAACCUUCCGAGAUUCCUGAGCCUAACAAGAAGACUGCUGUUUACCAGUAUGGAGGUGUGGAUUUGAAUGGUCAAGUCCCUACCUACGACCGUUCUUUGACACCAUUGCUUCCCAGUGACGCCGUUGACCCUUCUGUUUGCUAUGUUCCCAAUGCUUACCCGCACUAUUAUUAUGGAGGAUAUGGGACUGGCGACUGGAGUGAGUACACUGGUUACCAGACUCCUGAGGGCGUUGACAUGAACUCUGGAGUUUAUGGAGAGAAUGGCUCUGUUGUGUAUCCUCAGAGUUAUGGCUAUGCAGCAUAUCCUUACUCACCAGCAACAAGCCCUGGUCCCCAGGUUGGCGGUGAUGGGCAGUUGUAUGGUGCUCAGCAGUACCAGUAUCCUGCCUUUUUCCCCACUGGACCUUUUGCUACCCCUACCACCCAGGGGGAUCUCUCUGCAAACAAGGCUGGCGGUGUGAAGACGCUACCUGCGGAAAGCAAGGGUGUUGCAUCUGGUGCUGGUAUGGCCAAAGGAAGCAACGGAACAACAGCUCCAGGGAAACCAAAUAACCAGAACACUGCAAGCAAUUUGUAUGGAAAUGGUGCUCCGGGAGGAGGUUUUGCUGGUGGUUAUCAGGAUCCUAGAUAUGGUUAUGAUGGGUUUUAUGCUCCUGUGCCAUGUUACGAUGGCUCCAAGUAUUCAGAUGUGCAGAGAUCUGGCAGUGGAGUUGCAUCCUCCUAUUCGAAGUCAACCACUGUACCAUCAUCGAGGAAUCAAAAUUACCGCUCAAAUUCCCAUUACACGCCUGCAUCAAUGACAGGCUACGGUACAGCUCAGGGAUACUACAGCAAGAUGUAUCAGAACAAGGUGUAUGGUAACUAUGGAAGCUCAGGGAGAUCUGGUAUGGGUUAUGGUUCUUCUGGGUAUGAUUCAAGAUCGAAUGGAAGGGGAUGGGUGAGCACAACGGAAAACAAAUACAGAAACUGGGGAAGGGGUAACAGUUACUACUAUGGAAAUGAGAACAACAACAUGGAUGGUUUGAAUGAACUUAACAGGGGACCUAGAGCGAAGGGCACAAAGAACCAGAAAGGAAAUUCAGAAGAUAGCUUAGAGGUUAAGGAGCAGACUGGCGAAUCAAAUGUAGCUGUGGCUGUGGAGACGGAGAACACAUGCAUUGUUCCUGACAGAGAGCAGUACAACAAAGAAGAUUUCCCAGUGGAUUAUGAGAAUGCUAUGUUCUUUGUCAUCAAGUCUUACAGUGAAGAUGAUGUGCACAAGAGCAUCAAAUAUAAUGUUUGGGCUAGUACACCAAAUGGAAACAAGAAACUUGCUGCAGCAUAUCAGGAAGCUCAGCAGAAACCUGGCGGCUGUCCUAUCUUUCUCUUUUUCUCGGUCAAUGCUAGUGGACAAUUUGUUGGGCUUGCUGAAAUGACAGGACCAGUUGAUUUCAACACAAAUGUGGAGUACUGGCAACAAGACAAGUGGACUGGCUCUUUCCCUCUCAAGUGGCAUAUCGUGAAGGACGUUCCAAACAGCUUGCUGAAACACAUUACCCUUGAGAACAAUGAGAACAAGCCUGUUACCAACAGCAGAGACACACAAGAGGUAAAGAUGGAGCAAGGUUUGAAGAUUGUGAAAGUUUUCAAGGAGCAUUCUAGCAAGACUUGCAUUUUGGAUGACUUUUCCUUCUAUGAGGUUAGGCAAAAGACUAUCUUGGAGAAGAAGGCAAAGCAGCAGCAAACCCAGAAACAGGUAAGUGAGGAGAAAACUGCAACAGAUGAGAAAAAGGAAACCGCAACUGCUGAUUCAGCUAAUAAUAAGGAAUCUCCUACCGCUGCUCAAACUGCCAGUGAUGUCAAGGCUGAUGAGAAUGGGUCUGUUGCUAAACCAGUCGGUGUGGUGGCAAAUGGUUGCUAGAAUAGGCGAUGUAGCUCACGGCUGGAGAGCAUAAAAACGUAACAUGAGAGAAGAAGAUAUGAACAUUCCCGUUUACAGUUUCUCUUGAGAACCAAGUGCCGUGAGCUUUGAAGCAUGGAAGGAAGACCCUUAAUACCUGAGACCGAGAUUCUGUUUCUAUGCCCUUUAGAAGUUAAAUGUCCCUGUUUUAUUGUUUCUUCAAUCUUUUCGUUGUUCUCUUUUUUUACCUUGUCUUUACAGUUUUCAGUUUCUCUUUUUUUUUUUCAUGUUCUGUUGAUCCUCCUGCCUUGUAAAAUGCUUAUAGGACCUACUACUAAAUUGUGGGAAAAGUAAGAGAAAGAUGAUAUAAUAGCAGGGUGGGAGUUGUUUCA